AUGGUCAAGGAGGUUCAUUUCUCUCUGUUCCGGUCGGCGUCAGGCCCGUUGCGUGGGAGCCCUGCUGUUACUGACACGGAAAACGAGGAGCCUAGCACGUCGGGUCAUUAUGUGUCGUCGACAGGCGCGAAGUCAUUUACAUAUGGUUCGAGGGGGCGCCGGACGUCAAGCGUAGUUGACAACGGCAGCGAAGCGGAAGAGCUAUUUGCCCUAUUACAAGUUGCCGACGGUACCGGUACCAGCCCUCGGCUUUUAAAGCUGAUUACAGCGGCUUUAGAAAGCAACGUGGAGAGGAACGAACAGGAGGAGCGGCUGACGUCGAGCACGGUUGGGAGCCAGCAUAUGAUGCCCACGGGCAAGCUCACAGUGUUCCAUGGCCUUCGUCCACCACCUAUUGGCUUGCAAGCUUACGUGGAGCGUGUUGCUAAAUAUACAAAAUGCAGUCCUGUCUGCUUCGUCAUGUCAAUGGUGUACAUGGACUUGCUGGGCCAGCGCGAUCCGGACAUGCUACCCUCUCCGCUCAACGUACACCGCUUGCUGCUGAGUGGCGUCAUGUUGGCGGCAAAACUCACCGACGAUCACUACUUUAACAAUGCCUUCUAUGGCAGGGUUGGCGGUGUGAGCGUGCAGGAAAUGAACCGGCUAGAGCUGGAGAUGCUGCGGCUGCUGGACUACCGCCUGCACGUGCCAUGGGAGGAGCUGCGGGCGGUGCUCAAGCAGCUGGUGGCGGGGGCGCUAGUGGUUGGACAGCCAGAGGGCUGGAGCUCUUCGUUGCGACGCAAGCGGCGCUCCGUGUCGGGUCACAGCCACAGCAGCGAAAAGCGCUCCUCUGCGCGGCGCAGCAGCAUAGACUCAUCCGUGGGGGCGGUGUCAGCGUCGGCGUCGGCCACGCCGUCCGUUUCGCAGAGCGUGUACUAUGACGAAGAGGACGAUGGCUGUGCAGAUGAUGUCAUCACGGCGCUUCAGGCAGUGACAUCUCCAUCGGCACCACGGCGAUGA
Volvox carteri f. nagariensis is the source of this 999-nucleotide messenger RNA. RefSeq names its product cyclin (gene cycu1). The record is from RefSeq and is a predicted model, not a curated record. Bases 1 to 999 code for a protein of 332 amino acids. Gene Ontology annotation, biological process: regulation of cyclin-dependent protein serine/threonine kinase activity. Lineage: Eukaryota; Viridiplantae; Chlorophyta; Chlorophyceae; Chlamydomonadales; Volvocaceae. The transcript is spliced from 7 exons. Gene Ontology annotation, molecular function: protein kinase binding.